Molecule: messenger RNA, 1490 nt
Organism: Rhododendron vialii
Lineage: Eukaryota; Viridiplantae; Streptophyta; Magnoliopsida; Ericales; Ericaceae
Exons: 10
Coding region: 364-1374 (336 amino acids)
Biological process (GO): developmental process involved in reproduction
Source: RefSeq, a predicted model, not a curated record
CUAGAUCCAACGGCUGAAAUCGGGAGAUGCAUACGGUGUCGGUGUGCACGUAAGUUCCACCAUAACUUUUUUAUCCGCUUGGAGUAGUAAUUCAAAAGCGCUUACGUCGUUCAUCAGUCGAGAACUUCUCAGGGUUUCAAAUUCCAACAUUUUUCUCCCGCCAUUGCUCGUUUCUCAGAUUCUUGAAAUCAAGUUCCUUUCACCCAUUUCUGACCUUCGGAAGGUGCAUCCAGAGGUCGUUUCAAAACUACGGGUUUUUUCCUACGGUUUUCUUCGCUUUUUUCUGCGGUUCUUCAUCACUGCUUGCUCAGGUAAGGACCCCACUUCUUUUCGAAAUUAGGGUUUCCAAGAUUCGAUCUGGAGAUGGAGGCACUUUACUCAAAGCUUUACGAUAAGUACACUAAGAUCAAGACUCAAAAAGAGUCUGAAAUGGACAAGCUCAACCAUGACCAGGAAGUCAAAUUUAUGAAGUACGUCACUGCUGCAGAUGAAUUGAUAGAACACUUAAGAAAUGAGAAUAGGAGGUUGCAUGAACAAACCAAUAACUUGAGAAGCGAAGCUGCUUCAAUCAGAUCUAGCACGGAUGAGCAGAAAGCUGAGUAUCAAAAGCUUUUAAAGGAAGAGAAACAGAAGAAUAACCAGCUUUCAGAAGAAAUUGAGCGGCUUCGGUACCUCCAACGCGAGGGACUUUGUUGCAGUGCAAGGGAAGGCAACAUCGAAAAUGGACAACUGAAUAUGUCUGCAAGGUUGCAAGUUGGAUCAGGAAUACUUAAUGGCUCAGAUGUGAAUGUCACAAGAAAACGCCGCAGGCAUUAUGGGACUUCUGCCGAUAUUACAGUUGCUCCUUAUUCCGGUGAUCAACUUGAGCAUGCUCCUGGAAGGGAAUCAGCAAGUGAUUUAUCCAAGAAAACUCUGUCUGGUGGAACUGAUUCUGUAGUUGAUCAGCCUGAGUGUGAAUCAGCAAGUGAUUUAUCCAAGAAAACUCUGUCCGGUGGAACUGAUUCUGUAGUUGAUCCGGCUGAGUGUUGUAGAAGGAAGAUCAACCUUUCAGGUGGUGAAUCAAAUGGUACUGACCCUACCAACUGCAUGUUUCACGAUCUUAUUGAGUUCUUGGUUAGCAUGAAAUUAUCUACUAUUCCGCGGAAUGAUGGUAGAAGCAUCUCAGCAGUUCAUCAGUCAAGCGGUUACUCUUUCAGCUUGACGUUUGUAAAUAGUAAGGCAGGCGAAGUGGAGUUGUUGUACCGGGUGUUGUCACUGGGUACGUUUGAGAGAGUGGCACCAGAGUGGAUGAAGGAGGAAGUUCUGAGGUUCAGUACGAGGAUGUGCCCCGUCUUCUUUCAAAGGGUAUCCCAUGUUAUCAAGCGUUAUCGCUAAUGUACAUUUGGUUUGUGUAUUUUGGCAUCACAACUGGAAAUCAGGUCUUGUCUCUGACUAUAUCAUUGUGCUGUUUUCUGAGGGCUUCUUAGAUUAUGUAAUCGUGUUUUCGCAAA